Manduca sexta (tobacco hornworm) is the source of this 4631-nucleotide messenger RNA. It is a transcript of the gene IntS6, whose product is annotated as integrator complex subunit 6. NCBI's taxonomy places the organism in Eukaryota, Metazoa, Arthropoda, Insecta, Lepidoptera, Sphingidae. Gene Ontology annotation, cellular component: integrator complex. The transcript has 16 exons. Bases 164 to 3313 code for a protein of 1049 amino acids. Gene Ontology annotation, biological process: snRNA 3'-end processing. The record is from RefSeq and is a predicted model, not a curated record.
AGAGUCUUCGUGGCGUAGCUUGUUCAGCUGCUCGUCGAAGCGGCUGUCGGACGGUCGCUUCUCAGCGAAUCUGCGUACGAUGUAGCGGCCAUUUUUGUUCUUAGUUCAUAAUAGCGUGCAUAUAUUUUAAUGUAUAUCGAAGGACAUAUAGGCAAUUUUCGCGAUGACUAUCAUAGUCUUUUUAAUAGAUACCUCAGCUUCUAUGAACCAAAGAGCUUAUUUGGGCGGACGCCCGACGUUGCUCGAUGUAGCCAAGGGCGCUGUGGAAACGUUCGUAAAGGUACGUCAACGAUCCCCUGAAAGCAGAGGCGACAGGUAUAUGCUCCUAACUUUCGAAGAGCCACCCGCGAACAUCAAGGCUGGUUGGAAGGAGAAUCUGGCUACAUUUAUUAAUGAGUUGAAGAAUCUGCAAUGUUUGGGGUUGACUACUAUGGGUGCUGCUUUGAAGCAUGCAUUUGAUGUUUUGAACAUAAACCGCAUGCAAACUGGCAUUGAUACCUAUGGUCAAGGGAGGUGCCCAUUUUACCUUGAACCUUCUGUCAUUGUUGUGAUCACUGAUGGAGGAAAGCUGUCAAGUAAUGCUGGCAUUCAGGAGGAGUUUAAUUUGCCGAUGAACUGCCCUAUACCAGGGUCUGAAUUGACCCGAGAACCAUUUCGAUGGGACCAAAGACUAUUUUCCUUAGUACUUCGGCUGGCUGGCACUCCUGCGGUGGAGAGGGACACCGGUCUAGUGCCGUCUGAUUCUUCGCCCAUUGACGCAAUGUGUGAAGUAACUGGAGGGCGUUCCUACUGCAUCACGUCACACCGCAUGCUGAUGCAAUGCAUCGAUAGUCUUGUGCAAAAAGUCCAGAGCGGUGUGGUCAUUAACUUCGAGAAAAUGGGUCCAGACCCGCCGCCUAUCGAUGGAGGGACCAACAGGGAAGGCGAGGGGGAGGACAUGAAUCACGAAGGCGAAAAGGAUUUGGAAAACGACGGCGAGAGGAAUGGGCGUUGGAACGGUGGCUCUUACCAAACCAACGCGAACCAGGCGCAGAACAGCGGCGCGCCCCAGGCGUGGCACUCGUGCCGGCGACUCAUCUACGUGCCGCGGACGGUGGCGCAGAAAGGCUUCGCGGUUGGCUUCUGGCCAAUACCGGAAUCGUUUCGGUCGGACCCCAAUGCGCCUACAUUGCCUCCCCGGUCAGCCCAUCCCGUGGUGAAGUUUACGUGUUCGAGCCAGGAGCCGAUGGUUAUCGACAAUCUGCCGUUCGACAAGUACGAGCUGGAACCAAGCCCGCUCACGCAGUUCAUACUGGCUCGGAAACAGCCUACGAUAUGUUGGCAGGUUUUCAUAGCCAACAGCGGUUGCAAGAACUCCGAAAUGAACCAACCGUUCGGCUAUUUGAAGGCGUCUACGAAUCUAACGUGCGUGAAUCUGUUCGUGUUGCCGUACAACUACCCGAUGUUGUUGCCUUUGCUGGACGAUCUGUUUAAAGUGCACCGGUGCAAGCCUACGCCCGAGUGGAAGAUGGCGUUCCAACACUAUCUUGAUAGGAUGCCGGCUUACUAUGUCGCGCCUUUACGGAGAGCGUUAACGAAGAUGGGCGCAUCGGCACCGCUGUUGCAAAGUUUGAUUCCGGACACGCAAGACAAUUCGCUUAGUUUCUCUGUAUUGAACUACUUGAAAAGACUGAAAAAUCAAGCCAAGGUUGAGUUUGAGAAGUUGUGUGCUGACGUCAUCAACAAGGCUUCCAGUAACAAUAAUCAAAAGGUGGCUGAAAGCGUUCGAGUGAUGCCCCGUUCGCCGUUGAAAAAAGAUCUGACCACACAUCCGUGCCUUCAAGACAAAUUCUCAGCCCUCCGAGACCAGCUAAACGAGUUUGGCGGGUUCGUGGUCGGACUGUCAAGGGGCAGACAUAAGGCGCAGGCGCACACAUACCGGAAUCCCUUUGAUAUACAGCGAAGAGAUUUGUUAGAUCAGGUUGUACGCAUGCGAGCUAACUUCCUGCAACCGUCGCUAGCCCACACGCGGCUGGUGGACGAGGACAGUGUGCACUCGAUGCCGGUGGCGCAAAUGGGCAACUACCAGGAGUACUUGAAGCGCAUGACGCCGCAGCUGCGAGAGAUCGAGACGCAGCCAGUGCGACAGCACAUGUUCGGCAAUCCGUUUAAGAUAGACAAGGUUAUUGCCAAAUAUGAGUUACCGCGCAUGAUGGUGGACGAGGCGGACAUCGACCCGGUGGGCGGCGCGGUGCGCGGCGGCGCGGGCGGCGGCGCGGCGGGCAAGCGCGGCGCCGACACCCCGCGCGCGCCGCCGCCCAAGCGCAAGCCCGGGCCGCUGCCGCUGCACGUGGUGGCGCGGCGCCCGUCGUCGCCCGCCAGCCCCGCGCUGUCGCCGCCCGCGAGCCCGGCGCCGCCGUCGCCGCCGCCGCUGACGCCGCACUCGCCGCGCCGCGCUCACUCGCCGCCGCCCUUGCCCGCGUCUUCCCCCGCGCCGCUGGGGCAGUUGAGUCCGCUGAAUCCUUUGGCACCAUUGUCACCGUUAUCGCCUGUGUCGUUGCGGCGACCGGCCUCGCCUCUAGCCCCUGUGCCUUCAGACCUGCCAUCAGGAAGACCACCAGAGGAACCUCCACACGUGGAUACGGGCGGCUCAGCGGUGGGGCCGGCUGCACCGCCCGCCUCUCCACCUGCAGUCGCCCCCGCCAACCUCCCGCCUGUUGUGAAACCGUUUCUCAAUGGAGAUGCGUAUACCACAAUGGGUAGCAAGAUGCCGCGAUCGCCGUCGCCGCCGAGCUCGCCGCCCGCCUCGGCGCCCGCGCCGCCCGCAGCUGCCGCGCCUGCCGUCGCUGCGCCCGCCACCACCGCGCCUGCGCACGACACGCAAGAGCUGCAGAUCAACGCCAUCCUGCAGGGCAUCGCCGCGGAGAACAACUCGAAUGCGAGGGGGAAGAAGCGGAAACGAAAGCAGAGCGAGCGCGGCGGAGGCGGUGCGGCGGCGGUGCCGGCGGGCCCGGCGCCGCCCACGCGCGCCGAGCUGGCCGACAUCAAGCGGCACAACCUCGACGUGCGCGCGCACGUCUACCGCGCCGUCCGGAGACCCGGCAGAGAUUUCACAAAACUAUUCGAACACUUAAAACAGUUAAAAGGCAGUGUGGAUAUUAAAAAAGAUGUGAUACGUGAUGUGAUUAACGAAUCGCUAAGGUUUAAGCGGAAAGCGCUCGCUAAGUUACUGGAGGACUUUUUGGCCGGUUUAGAGAAGAACGGGAGUAGUGCGUCUGUCACUAUGAAGCGGUACAACAACGCGGUCCACUACAGUAACUCGGCGCACAGCUAGUGACGAAUGAAAAUCGCGUGGUCCAUGCCACAGUGAUUAACUGUUCUAGAGCUCAAAAACAUUGUAGAAUAUGUGACGCGAUACCGUCAAUAGAAUUCAAAGCAAUUACCGUAUUACAGUGAGAUCUCCCGUUUGCAGUUGUAUGUUUAAGAAAAAUUCCUGUUUCCGUUCUGAUGUACUUCAUUAGCCAAAUGUUAUGUUGCUCGAAACCAUAAUGGAUUUACAUUCAAUUUCACCAAAAUAAAAGCAUUUAUUUUUACAUCGCGUUAACCGAAUAUAUUUCGAAUUGUGAAUCUGCGGUACUUCUGAUUCUGGGGCCUUAUUUUCGUAUUUGUUUGUUAACAAUGAACUUUACAAUUUUUAUACAGUUUGAGAAAUAUUUACGUAGGAAAUAAGGCCCUCCACCAUCAUAGUAUAAUUUGAUAGCUGUUGUAAUUUUAAAUCGUAUUCUAUUUAAAAUUAUUAGCAAAUGCAUAGUUAAAUUUACAUAUGGAUUUUAGAUAAUUGUUAUGUAUAAUAUAUUGCGCUUCAUGUUUGCACAGUGAUCGACAAUAGAAUAUUAGAGAUUUAAAGCUAUAAAUAUUUAAGUUUUUAAAACAGUGAUUCAUUUGAUAUUACGCUUUGUAAAAUAGAUAAUAAUGGCCUUCGAUGGUAUUAAUAAAUUUAAAUUGUGCACAUACUGCGCACUGUCCCGAGUUUUGACGAAAUUCAUUCUGUAUGGAAGCAAUUUUGGACUCCAAAUAGAAUAUCGUUUUCGGUACUUAUAUUUAACUAUAAAUGUUUGUCCAUUCCAUGUUUUUUUUUCACUAAAUAGCCAAAAAAUUUGGGUACUGCCCCACUUUGAUCCGAAAGGAAGUUAUGGUCAUUUCACAGCUUUCAAGUUAUACUAAGGAAGCACGCGUCACACCUGAAGGCAUUGCUGAAUGUGACUACCUUCUUGUCCGUUUAUAGGCUUAUUACAUUAUCAAGCAAUAUUUAAACAAUUUGACGAGGUGUCUUAUUUGUGCAAAAUGAUCGCGAAAUUGUGUGUAAUUUCGUAAAUUGUAAAUAUUAAUGUAAAUAUAUUAGAAUUAUUAUAAUUACCAAUGAAAUGUAUGUAGGAUGCUGUUGGCAUCGAUGCGGUCGUUAGCGUGUUCGGAUGUUAUGAAUUUAAUUUUGAAGGACUGCGAUGUCCAAUAAACGUAAUUUUGUAUAAAAGACAUUGUUGGGAAAUUAUUGGUGUAUGUUUUGUGAUCCGGCCACGCUAACUAAUGUAAGGUCAAUUGUAAAGUGUAUAAUAUCAUUUUUUAAAUAAAUUAUGAUCCUUAUUGGAUUUUUA